UCACACCAGCGGCGGUAUCAGCAGUGUGCGUGUGUUUGUUCGGUUCGUUCGCAUGGUUCGUCCGGUUCGUCUGCAUGGUUGGUGUGCGAAGAGCAUGGCAUGGCUGUUGUUACCGACGCUGAUGGAUCAUCGAUGGCAGAGAACGAGCAGCGCGCAAGGGUGGGCCCCUACGGCUUCGAGUGGCCGGAGGACUUCGACCACGAGGGUCACGAGGCAUUCUGGCGGAGCUACCGGGCAGUGCUGGCACGGCGCCUUCGCAAGUGGGAUCGGCUGCUGUCGCAUGCUCGGCCCGCGGCAUAUCCCAACCUUCGCCACAGCAGUGCCAAGUUGAAGCGUUACGUGAGGAAAGGUGUUCCCCAAGAGCACAGGAAACAGGUGUGGAUGGUCCUUUCGGGAGCAGCUGCUAUGCAGAGCGAGCAGCGAGGACUGUACCAGUCACUGCUGCAGCAGAGCCGGCGACCAGACCUUGUUGAGACUAUCCAGAUAGAUGUGCCACGGACGUUUCCUGACAAUGUGUAUUUCCAUGGAGGUGGACAGCAACAGCAGUCACUAUUCAACGUCUUGGUGGCGUACGCACAUUUCAACCAAGGUGUCGGCUAUUGCCAGGGUCUGAACUUCAUAGCUGGCCUGCUGCUGCUGGCAACAGAGGAUGAGGAAGCCACCUUCUGGCUCCUGCGCGCCCUGCUCGAGCGACUGCUGCCUGACUACUAUGGCCGGCACAUGACGGGUCUGCUCACAGACAUCGAGGUGCUUGCCGAACUGGUCAGGCAACGGAUGCCACAAGUGCACGCACAUCUGGCCAAGCACGAGGUGUCCUGGGCAAUUAUGACCACCAAGUGGUUCGUCUGCCUGUUCGCCGAAGUGCUGCCAAUUGAGGUGCGUGCAACAGCAGCACUUGGGAAGAGGAUUCAUCUUUCAUAAUGAAAUCGCAUCCAACAUGAAAAUAUGU
Molecule: messenger RNA, 949 nt
Organism: Dermacentor silvarum
Lineage: Eukaryota; Metazoa; Arthropoda; Arachnida; Ixodida; Ixodidae
Product: growth hormone-regulated TBC protein 1
Exons: 7
Coding region: 100-921 (273 amino acids)
Source: RefSeq, a predicted model, not a curated record